CCCUGCAGACAUGAGCAGAAGAGUACCGGCUCUGGUGGCAGUCGUAUCGUGCGCCGUGUGGCUGGCGGCCGCUGGCGUGGGUGGGGCGCCGUCGACGUCAGCGUCAGAGGAGUUUCCGGAGGUGCAGACGCCGCUGGGGCGGCUGCGGGGUAGCGUGCUGCGCUCCCUGGACGGCCGAACCAUUUACUCUUUCAGGGGUGUGCGCUACGCCCAGCCUCCUGUCGGCGACUUGCGCUUCAAGCCACCAGUACCAUUAAAUCCGUGGGAUGGCAUAACAGAUGCCACAAAGGAUGGUGCAAGAUGUCCUGAAGCAGAAAACACUAACCAGACCUCUGAAGACUGCUUGUUUCUCAAUGUGUACACAACUAAAUUGCCAGACCAUACCCGAAACCCAAAGAGACCAGUGAUGGUCUUUCUACACCCUGGUGCCUUCUAUCUCUUUAGAGGAACAAGCGACCUGUUUGGUCCUCAGUAUCUAUUGGAUGAGGACAUAGUUCUUGUGACUCUCAACUACAGACUUGGAGCUUUAGGGUUCCUAAGCACUGGAGACUCAGUUCUUCCUGGAAACAAUGGAUUUAAGGAUCAGGUGAUGGCUCUCAGGUGGGUCCAGCAGAAUAUUGCUUCUUUUGGAGGUGACCCAGAUAAUGUAGCACUCAGUGGCUAUAGUGCUGGCUCCACCAGUGUAUAUUUGCACAUGCUGUCUCCAAUGUCUAAAGGCUUAUUUCAUAAAGGAAUUGCAAUGAGUGCAGGCUUUCAAUCAAGUGCUGUAAAGGAACCAUUGCAGCAAGCAAAGAAGCAAGCUAGAAUUCUAAACUGCCCUGACACAACAUCAGAGAAGAUUGUUGAAUGUUUGAAAGGAAAGGAUGCCCUAGAAAUUGCAGAAACACAGCCACAGUUUUUUGAAUUUGGUUGGGAUCCUAUGAUUAUUUUUGGUGUUGUUAUUGAGCAAGAUUUUGGAGAUGGAGCUGAGAGAUUCAUAACCGCAGAUCCAACAGAGCAGCUACUUUCAGGGAACUUUGCUCAAGUUCCAUUGAUAGCUGGAACAACCAAAGAUGAAUUCACUUGGAAAGGUCUGGAAAUUACCUACAAUAAUCCAGAAAAUAUGUCUGAAAAUUAUGAAACAGUAUUUCCAAUUGCAUUUGUUUAUGAGCGGGGUACGCCACACUCACUCGAAGUCAGUAGAGAGCUGAGAAAGUUUUAUCUUCAAGAUAAACCAAUAACAAAUGAUUCUGAGAUUGCACUUGGACAAGCAUAUUCUGAUGCACUUAUAAUAUUCCCUACGGACCGUGCUGCCAAGAUAGUAGCUCAGCUGAGUUCAGCACCUGUGUACUAUUACCACUUCACGUAUGCAGGCAGGUACAGCUGGUUGUACUCACCAGGAACUCAAACUCCAUAUGGCAUUUCUCACCAUGAUGAUCUCAUUUAUUUAUUCUACAUCUCAGCAAGAUUCCCAGAAUUCAUUAAAACUGAUCCUGAAUACACAACAGUGAAAAGAAUGACAAAAAUGUGGACAAAUUUCAUCAAAAUUGGGAACCCAACUCCAGAGAAGACUGACCUCAUAAAUGUAGAGUGGAAAACACUUAACCUCUCAAAGCCAGCAUGCCUUGACAUUGGCUCGGAGCUGCAGAUGAGACAAGGCCUGUACUACCAGGAGCGCAUGCGGCUGUGGGAUAGGCUCUUCCCUCUGCCCAUCAGCACAUCUGGGGCCAACAGAAGGAGAUCCAGGCCUGUCAGGAAUCACCAUAGCCGCCAUGCUCACCAUCAUUAGUCAUGUGGUCCAUUACUGUAAGUGCCAUACUGAAGAGCAACACUACAAGUGUAUAUGUUUGUAUGAUAUAAUGUGUAGUAACAUAUCAUUGACCACAAUGACAAUUCUGUCACUAAAGAAAACCAAAAUUAUGUAUCAAACAAAUUUUAUCAGUUUACCUUAUUUGUGUACAAUGUUUUCAAUAAAAGAAUGAUAACACUUGA
This is a messenger RNA of Schistocerca cancellata (South American locust), 1971 nucleotides long. RefSeq names its product esterase E4-like. Lineage: Eukaryota; Metazoa; Arthropoda; Insecta; Orthoptera; Acrididae. The record is from RefSeq and is a predicted model, not a curated record.